GCCGCCGCGUCUGCUAAACCCAGCAGCCGAGGUUCCGCGCCUGUCUGAGGCACGCUGCAGGCAUGGCGGCACGGAGGAGUGCCCCGCACGAGCGGGAUCGGGAGCGGCCUCGCGCCGCCGCCACAGAUGGAGGGCUUGGGAAAAAGACAACAAACACGGCAAUUAAAAACACAUGGCCACAACAGAAUGCUUAAAACCAAAUGGUCCACAGUUGAUAUUUUUUGCCAGCCUGUCUGCUCCACUUUGAUGCUUCUACUCUUACAUUUAUGUGCGAUGGAUCAAAUACCAAAUAAAAGGAGUCCCAGUGUCCCUGGUAAGCAGCACCCCUGCCUCUGUCCAUGGAUGUCCUGAGCGGCCCACUUUCUGGAAAUGAUGUCUUCAUGUCUGCGGUCUGAGUCUCGUUCUGCGUGUCCAGGAAAUGACCAAGUUCACUCCUGGACACUAGUCACCAGCCAAGCCUUAGAUACGGCGUGGAGGGUAGCAAAAGGAUCCGUGACACUGGCUGUUUCACUUCUGGUGGCCACCCUCUACUACUUCAGAAGGCUGCAUUUAUAUUUAGGGCACCGGCUGAAAUGGUGGAUUGGAUAUCUACAGAGAAAAUUCAAAAGGAACCUCAGCGUGGAGGCGGAAGUUGAUUUACUCAGUUAUUGUGCAAGAGAAUGGAAAGGAGAGACACCCCGUGCCAAGCUGAUGAGGAAGGCUUACGAGGAGCUGUUUUGGCGGCGUCAUAUUAAAUGUGUUCGACAAGUAAGGAGAGAUAACUAUGAUGCACUAAGGUCGGUGCUAUUUCAGAUCUUCAGCCAGGGCCUCUCUUUUCCAUCCUGGAUGAAAGAAAAAGAUAUUGUGAAGCUUCCUGAAAAACUGCUCUUUUCACAAGGUUGUAAUUGGAUCCAGCAAUACAGUUUUGGUCCUGAGAAGUAUACAGGUUCGAAUGUGUUUGGAAAAUUGCGUAAAUGUGUGGAACUAUUGAAAGCACAGUGGACUGAAUUUAGUGGCAUGAAAGAUUAUCACAAGAGAGGAAGCAUGUGCAACAUCCUUUUUUCUGAUGCCAUCCUGGAAUACAAACUUUACGAAGCUCUGAAGUUUAUCAUGCUGUAUCAGGUCACCGAGGUUUAUGAACAAAUGAAGACUAAGAAGGUCAUUCCCAGUCUUUUUCGACUCCUGUUUACUCGGGAAAGCUCAUCCGAUCCUUUGAGCUUCAUGAUGAACCACCUGAACUCUGUAGGCGACACCUGUGGCCUGGAGCAGAUUGAUAUGUUUAUACUUGGAUACUCCCUUGAAGUCAAGAUAAAAGUGUUCAGACUGUUCAAGUUUAACUCCAGAGACUUUGAAGUCUGCUACCCAGAGGAGUCACUCAGGGAGUGGCCGGAGAUUUCCCUGCUGACUGAGAACGACCGCCACUACCACAUUCCUGUCUUUUAAGUCCGGCUGGACUGGGCACCAGCUCUCGCCAGUGACAAGAGUCACACCUGCAAGUAGUGUUUCUCGAAAACCAAAGCUAGUGUUGCUGCCGUUGAAGGAGUCUGGACCUUCCUGUCCGGGAUUUCAGGUACACUGGCCAGAGACCCCUUGGUGGCUGCCCUUUGGUUUCAGUGAUUUCCUUCAGAGCGGCUGCACUAAGGAAUCUGUGGGUUGGUGGUUUGACCUUGUUCCUAAGGGCUCUGGUCAUUUCAUACAUAACAGGCCUUAAGAACACAAGGAUGUUUAAUUUGAACAGGAAAAAAAAAAUGAGAAAAAACAAGUAGGGGAAAAGGACAAAAGGGAAAGAAUUUCUUUGAUUUAUAUAGUGUUUAUAUUCUUAAGAAUCUUGUCAUUGACUGAUUUCUGGGAUAUUCAUAAACAUGGUCUUCUUAUAAGCAUUACCUUCCCAGCAGUUUCUAUGGUAUAAUGAUUUUCCAGAACCAUUUGAUGUUAAUUGUGGGUGUGCAUACACUCAUA
Molecule: messenger RNA, 1938 nt
Organism: Phacochoerus africanus (Common warthog)
Lineage: Eukaryota; Metazoa; Chordata; Mammalia; Artiodactyla; Suidae
Gene: OTULINL
Product: OTU deubiquitinase with linear linkage specificity like
Exons: 10
Coding region: 370-1422 (350 amino acids)
Biological process (GO): protein linear deubiquitination
Cellular component (GO): cytoplasm
Molecular function (GO): cysteine-type deubiquitinase activity
Source: RefSeq, a predicted model, not a curated record